GUGGGCGGGGCUGCGGUCCUAGUGCUGCUGGUCGCGGUUACUGUGGGGUUCGGCGCCUGUGCUGGCUUCCCAGCGAACCCUCGAGCCGAGCCACACGCGGAGGGCUUAGCUGCCUGCCCCUUUUCGCAUCGCCUAUCCUGCUCCAGGGUUGUGGACAUGGACCUUCUUCAGUUCCUGGCCUUCCUGUUUAUCCUGCUACUGUCUGGAACGGGAGUCACAGGUACCCUAAGGACCUCCCUGGACCCGAGCCUGGAGAUCUACAAGAAGAUGUUUGAGGUGAAGCGGCGGGAGCAGCUGUUGGCACUGAAAAACCUGGUCCAGCUGAAUGAUGUCCACCAGCAGUACAAGAUCCUUGAUGUCAUGCUCAAGGGGCUCUUUAAGGUGCUGGAGGACUCCCGGACAGUGCUCAUUGCUGCGGAUGUGCUCCCAGAUGGGCCCUUCCCCCAGGACGAGAAACUGAAGGAUGCUUUCUCCCAAGUGGUGGAGAACACGGCCUUCUUCGGCGAUGUGGUGCUGCGCUUCCCCAGGAUCGUGCACCACUACUUUGACCGCAACUCCAACUGGAAUCUCCUCAUCCGCUGGGGCAUCAGCUUCUGCAACCAGUCAGGCGUCUUUGACCAGGGGCCCCAUUCACCCAUCCUCAGCCUGAUGGCGCAGGAGCUGGGGAUCAGCGAGAAAGACUCUGACUUCCAGAACCCAUUCAAAGUAGACCGCACAGAGUUCAUUUCCAGCACCGACCCUUUCCAGAAGGCCCUGAGAGAAGAGGAGAAACGCCGUAAGAAAGAGGAGAAGCGGAAAGAGAUCCGGAAAGGCCCGCGGAUCUCACGAUCGCAGUCCGAGUUAUAGCCCUGUCGCAGCCCAGGGUCCAAGCGGCCAGGAGGAGGCAGCGUGGCUAAAGUGCAGCGGCAUUGACUGGUGGCGAGAGCCAGCCCCUGUGAGGGGGAGGCCACGUUUGCUUGGCUCCCUGGAGCUGGCUCUUAGCUCCAGCUAAAGGGACUGGGCGGCAGGCCAGAUUUCCUCCUGGAGGGGGCUUCAAGGGGACCUUCAGAGGACAUUUUGCUGCAGACCUAACCCUGUGGAGAUGCUGAGAGAGGCAGGAGGAGUCCAGGGCUGAACCCUCCUGGUGGGUUAGGACUGCUGGCCGGCUGGCUGCUGCCCAUCAUGGGGAGGUAGCAGAACCAGGCUCUGAGCCAUGUGUGGAGGUGCCACGCCUGCUGCUGACCCCACUGUGUCACUGAGCCACCUGGCACAAGUUCUAGCCCCCAACGGAGACACAAUAAAAGCCAGCAAACCCUCUGGGUCAGCAAACCCUAGUUUGGGCCUCAGGUAGCUGUGAGGCCCUUUAUGAGGUAGGUGGCAAGGGGCCUGGGUUGGGGGACCAGGGGCCCUCAGAGAUGUAGAGAGCACCUUAGAGGAUGUUCCCGUCUCAUCUGGGGAGCUCCAGCCCCUGGCGAGGCAGCGAAAGAGGAGCUUGGCUUAGGUCUCCUAAUCCUUUCUCAGCACUGCCCUUGACAAAGGAUCCGUGUUAGGAAGGGACCAGAAGUGUCCUGGGAGGGUAUUUAAUCCCAGAUGACCUUGGAGCAACAUGAUCUCUGUCCUCAGCUAUCUGGGUACAGUCAUUGAACAGCCACAGAAAUAGUCAACUUGUCCUCUCUGGCAGUGCUGGGAGGCCCUCGACUUGUGUGGGUGGGGGCUGCAGGGGGACAGGCUGCAUCUCUGCAGAAGGCUGUGCUUUGUAAUGGCCAGGCUGCUCCAAGCUGGAUUGGUCAGAGAGUGAGCUCCCCAGCUCAGGAGGUAUGCAAGCAGAAGUCCUGAGUGGGCAGCUGCCCUUUAGUCAUGAUCUUCCUGGGCAGAGGAGGGAGAGGCUUUGGUGGGAAUUCUAGCUCUGUCUGUGACUUUGCCAAGCCAGAGUCUGUCUGCCUCUUAAAAGAGGAGAGAUAUAAUCAUCCCAGGAACAGCUCCGCCCCACCCCCCCACCCCCACCAUGACAGAGCCCAAGGGAGACCAGACUUGUCUCAGCCCAUCAGACUUGCUGAGCAACCCUGGCCCACCCCUUCUCUGUUUGUGGCUUUACUGGGAAAAUAAAUUUGAUAAUGUCCGAA
Pteropus alecto (black flying fox) is the source of this 2102-nucleotide messenger RNA. RefSeq names its product coiled-coil domain containing 134 (gene CCDC134). The transcript has 7 exons. Bases 157 to 846 code for a protein of 229 amino acids. Lineage: Eukaryota; Metazoa; Chordata; Mammalia; Chiroptera; Pteropodidae. The record is from RefSeq and is a predicted model, not a curated record.